GUAAAUGACGUCAUUGUUUCAAAGGGAUUCCAAGAUGGCUGCCCUGUUUGGACCGAACCCUUUCUCAACACCAGUAGGACAAAGAAUAGAAAAAGCUACCGAUGGGAACUUGCCAUCCGAAGACUGGGCUGCGAAUAUUGAAAUUUGUGACAUAAUCAAUGAGACCGAGGACGGCCCUAAAGAUGCUGCUAAAGCCAUCCGGAAGAGACUGGCUGGAAAUAAAAACUCUAAAAGUGUUCUCCUGACUUUGACGGUACUUGAGACUUGUGUUAAAAAUUGUGGUCAUAGAUUCCAUCUGUUUAUUGCAAAAAAGGAUUUCCUUGAUGAACUUGUAAAAAUUUUAAGUCCUAAGACUAAUCCACCUCAGAUUGUCCGGGAAAAGAUACUCUCUCUUAUCCAAGACUGGGCGGAUGCCUUCCGAGGAUCUCCUGAACUGACUAAUGUGAUCGAGACUUAUGAAUCUCUCAGAGCUCAAGGUUUGGAGUUUCCAGCCAAAAAUCUAGACACCUUGUCUCCUAUCUACACACCACAAAGGCCUCCUGUGCCACAGCUAGUCCAAUCUAUGCGUCCAAUGCAAGCACCUAGUGGUCCUGUGGUUCCCACACCUGAGCAGCUUGGAAAAAUAAGCUCAGAAAUUGACAUUGUGAAUGGAAAUAUAAAUGUUAUGUCAGAAAUGUUAACAGAAAUGACACCUGGACAGGAAGAAGCAGGAGAUUUGCAGCUCUUACAAGAAUUGAACAGAACUUGUCGUGCCAUGCAGCAGCGAGUUCUGGAGCUGAUUGAGAGAGUAGCAAAUGAAGAAGUAGUUGGUAUGCUUUUGAGUGUUAAUGAUGAUCUCAACAAUGUGUUUAUUCGAUACGACCGGUAUGAGAGGUUUCGACAAGCAGUACAUCAGCAGAGUCAGCCGUCAGAAGCUCCCCCUACACCCCCAAGACCUGCUCCAGUGGAACCUUUACCAGUUCAGACUGGUAGAACAACAACAGCCUGGCCAGAAAAUUCACACAGAUUGCCAGGUACAAUUGAACCAUCUCAACCGCAACCUCCAGCAGCGGUGCCAGCUUCAGCAGCAGUUCGACCAGUUUCUUGCGGACCGAGCCGCUGCAGGCGGUAUGCGGAGUGGUAGCGUAAAGGGAGGCAGUAACCGUCCCAAACAGAGACAGAUGCAAAUGGAAAACCAGGCGGAUGAUGAAAUGUUCGGCUUAUGAUUCAACUGUGAAAAUACUUUCUUUUUUCAGACUAUAACCUUGGUUUUGAAACGUUCUUCUGCUGUAAAAGAGCUCUACAAACGGAUUAUGAACGUCUGUUUUGAGACGAGGAUUUUAGUUAUUGACAUUUUUGUCAAAGAAUUACUGUAAUGGCACGCAACGUUUCAGUCGAUGAAAGAUUGCGUUAGAACACCACAAACGACUUCGAAAUAUGACUUAAAAGAGACAAAGUCGUAAUGAAAUGGACGUCAGUAGGAAGCACGAGGAAAGAAGGACAUAAGAAAUGAGAAUUUUGGUAAAUUGGUGAAUAUGACUUAAGAUAUUCUCUAGUUUCAGGUGGGCAGAUUUGGCCACGUGACGCAUUUAGACCAAUUUCCCGCUAGAAAAUAUAUUUGAUAUGUUUUUUUUUUUUUUAAGCAUAUUGAUACUGUAAGAAGAAAGAAGAUGAUAGGCAGUUUUGGGAAUUCAAGAGAUGCACUGAUCGUCAAAUUCAUGAAAUAUCAGAUUUAAAGUGAAAACGUGGCCUUGCCUUUUGUUGAAAAAAAAUUAAGAUAAUUGAUGCAACCAUAAUUAGAAUAGUUUUCAAGUCAUAUUCAUUAUAACAUAUUGACAGCAGAAAUCGUGAGGUGUGAUCCUGUUCCUUCACAAUUAUUGAUCGGUCUCGUCUCGCAAUCCCGUCACCCAACGCGACUCGCGUGGAUAUAGCGUGUCAUAUUGCGUGACUAAACGACGCUUGUGAAAGAAACCUCUGCGAUCGUUUGUUAUAAUGUAGUAUUGAUCGUUCAGUGUUCUGUUUAAGUCUCUUUGAAAAAUUUGAGCAAUGUAUGAUAUGAUUAUAGACAAACACCAGGAUUCUUUACGAUCGAACUUUAAUUUUUAUCUUAGAACGUGUUAUCAAAUAAGAAAGAAUUGGUGAAACGCUUGAGGAAUUGUAGUAAAAAUGUGCACGUUUCAGACAUGAUCCUGUGAAACAAAAA
Molecule: messenger RNA, 2182 nt
Organism: Pocillopora damicornis (cauliflower coral)
Lineage: Eukaryota; Metazoa; Cnidaria; Anthozoa; Scleractinia; Pocilloporidae
Product: TOM1-like protein 2
Biological process (GO): signal transduction
Cellular component (GO): membrane; endosome
Molecular function (GO): phosphatidylinositol binding; ubiquitin binding; clathrin binding
Source: RefSeq, a predicted model, not a curated record